Molecule: messenger RNA, 471 nt
Organism: Solanum verrucosum
Lineage: Eukaryota; Viridiplantae; Streptophyta; Magnoliopsida; Solanales; Solanaceae
Exons: 2
Coding region: 1-471 (156 amino acids)
Source: RefSeq, a predicted model, not a curated record
AUGCAAGAAGUUUUGAAGGAUGAGAUUAUCAAAUGUUUAGAUGCUGGGGUAGUUUAUCUGAUCGCUGGUAAUAAUUGGGUGUGUUUGGUUCAAUGUGUGCCAAAGAAGAGAGGAAUCACUGUGGUUCCCAACUCAAAGAAUGAACUUGUCCCUAUGAGGCCUAUGUCUGGUUGGAGGGUCUGCAUGGAUAACCGCAAGUUGAAUGCAUGGAGUGAAAAAGAUCACUUCGAAAUGUCGUUCAUGGACCAAAAGUUAGAUCAUCUUACUGGAAAAGGGUCGCUAUUCGGGUUGUGUAAUGCACUAACAACUUUUAAAUGUUGUCUGAUGUCUAUAUUCUCUGAUAUGGUGGAAGAUACUAUUGAGGCAUUCAUGGAUGAUUUUUCUGUGGUUGGUGACUCGUUUGAGGAUUUCUUGGCACACUUGGGUGAUAUUCUCAAUUGCCAUGAAAAAUACAAUCUUGUUCUAAACUGA